AUGAGAAGGAGUUUCAUCACGCUCGCCCAAAGCGGAUUUCCCCCGGUCCGCGUGCACAUUGAAUUCAUAGGGGGCUUCAAUAUCUCUUCAAUUAGCCCAUCCCGUCAAGCCCUUAUUCUUCCGAUGUCUCUCACGGAGAGUAUAGAAGUUGGUCCUUUAUUAAUUAGUAAAAGCAAGCUAUCGCACUGGGUAGCUACUCCUUGUUGGGUAGCCCCUCGGAUAUGGUAUAUUGUAGGUCUCCAGCGUUGGCGCACUUCUUCUUUCGACAGAAUCUCUCUUCUCGAGUGUUGCUGGUACUUUGAAUACUUAUUUCACCCUUGGUACUGGAUAAGAAGGCUAUGUAUGUAG
Zea mays is the source of this 348-nucleotide messenger RNA. NCBI's taxonomy places the organism in Eukaryota, Viridiplantae, Streptophyta, Magnoliopsida, Poales, Poaceae. The record is from the annotation of a RefSeq genome assembly.